Messenger RNA from Ambispora leptoticha, 1010 nucleotides. NCBI's taxonomy places the organism in Eukaryota, Fungi, Glomeromycota, Glomeromycetes, Archaeosporales, Ambisporaceae. The record is from the annotation of a GenBank genome assembly.
AUGUCCAUCAAGAAUUUCUGGUAUGAGCCUUUCAUAGAUAAUGGAAUACUCCCUGAUUUUGUUUUGCGAGCAGCAAUUCGUCAUAUUCUUCGUGCAAGAGCAAAUGAACUUGAAGGUAAUGAGUUUACGGAAAAGCAUACCGAUAAAAUGCGUUAUAUCGAGAAACUUAAGGAGCGACCAAUAGCCGAAGAGCAGGAAGCUGCUAAUAAACAGCACUAUGAGGUUUCGACUGAAUUUAUGAAAUUGUGUCUUGGAAAACGUAUGAAAUAUUCUUGUUCCUUUUUCCCCACAGGCAAAGAGACAUUAAACCAGGCUGAAGAUCUAAUGCUCGAAUCUUAUUGUAAAAAAUCUCAGGUCGAAGACGGGAUGAAGAUUCUUGAUCUGGGCUGUGGUUGGGGAAGUUUAUGCUUAUACAUUUGUGAGAAAUAUCCAAAUGUCAAAGUGACCGCGCUUUCAAAUUCAAACAGUCAACGAAAACAUAUUCAAAGUCUCGCAGAUAAGCAAGGAUACAAGAAUUUGACUGUGAUUACUGCGGAUAUAAAAAAUUUCGAUUUCGGAGAAGAAUCAAAAUUCGAUCGUAUAAUUUCAAUCGAAAUGUUCGAACACAUGAAGAAUUACGAACACCUAUUGCAAAAAAUAUCAAAUUGGUUGACUCCUGAUGGACUUUUAUUUUUGCAUACGUUUGCCCAUAAAUCUCAACCGUAUGAUUUUGUGGCAGAUGAUAGUUGGAUGACGAAAUAUUUCUUUACGGGCGGAACCAUGCCCUCGUCCGAUUUAUUUCUCCAUUUUCAAAAUGACCUGGUAUUAGUAAAUAAAUGGUUCGUAAAUGGGAAACAUUACUCGAAAACAAGCGAAGAAUGGCUAAAAUUAGUAGAUAAAAACAAAAACGACGCAUUCACACAUCUCGUGGAAACUUAUGGACGGGAAAAUGCAACAACUUGGUUUAACCGAUGGCGUACAUUCUAUAUUGCUGUUGCAGAAUUUUUCGGGAUGAAUGAUGGCAACGAGUG